ACUGUUUACGUCAGGAGCUGUGGGGGGAGUUUUCCACUGACGAACACGCAACUAAACAGCAGCUGAUCGCAACGAAAGCUUCAUGAGUAGCCUAUCGAGGAUCAAGAAGGAGGACGCGCGUGAUAUCGUGAUAACUUUUCAAGCAUCAUAUGGUUGUCUCGUCCGCUCAUGACAUACGGAUCACCAUGGCUGAAUUGCAGAGUGGGAGUUUAAAGAGAAAAUACGAAGAGGAUGCUGUUUACUCCUCCUCCUCACCUUCAUCACACUCCGAGUGGGAUUCUGAUGAAGAAAGCCCCCAAAGUGAUACCGUGGACUUUGAGCCCAUUGUCCCUUUCUCUUCAAGCCAUCACUUGCCAAUUUUACCCAUCCUGAAGAAGACAACAGAUGCUCAGUUUAACGGCAGUGUUCAGUUUGGCCUGGUUACAGUGUUUCUCUUCCAGCGGUGUCAAGGGUUUAGCAGUGUGCCCAGUCAUGGUGGCUGCACGCUGAGCAUGGUCAGACGGCACACUGCCUGCCAGCAGUUCACCCUGGCAGAACAUGCGGUGGAGCAGCAGCGCUUGCGAAUGGAGAGAAUCCGCGAGCAGCAUCAAGAGAAGCAGCUGGAAGCCAUAAGACAGAAACUGAUCAGCAGUGGCACUCUCACUGUGGCAGAAGCAGCCAGCUUGACAGUAAGCGAUGUCACGGAUGAGGAUGUUGAUCUCACCAUCACAAAGCCAAAAGACGGUGGACCGCUUCGUCCCUACUCCUCCAAACGCAGACGUGCACUGUUGAGAUCUGCCGGUAUGGUACGAAUCGACCGGGAAGAAAAGAGGCAGCUGCAGGAACUACGGCAAUGGCGGAAAGAUUGCGGCUGUCACUGCAAGGGCUUCUGUGAGCCGGAGACAUGCGCCUGCAGCCAGGCUGGCAUCAAGUGCCAAAUGGACCGUGGCAACUUUCCCUGCGGCUGUUCAAAGGAAGGCUGUGGGAAUCCCAUGGGUCGAGUUGAGUUCAACUCCAGUCAUGUGAGGAGCCACUACAUCCACACCCACAUGAAACUAGAGCUGGAAAAAAGACUGCUGGAUGAGAAGAGGAUAAUCGUCACUGAGCCCCCAACAAGAGAGAGGAACACACCCCUUACAUUUCCUAUGGAAAACAACCCCUCUUCUUUCACUUCCUUGUCGCCGGGUCCAGUUUUCCAUCUGAGCUCUGAGGAGGAAAACAGCAGGGACAUGAUGGAUACCUCCUGCUCUUCUUCUGUGAGUCUGGACUCUGAGGCCACUGGACGCCCUUCAUCAGAGCGAGCCGCACUGGAUGUGGGCGACAAAGGGCUGGCUCACAUUCUCAGCUUUGAUGAUUCUGAUGAGGAUGGAUGCCCAUACAUCAAAGAGUAUGAGCGCAUAAAUAUGCACCAGCCAUUGAACCACGAUCUGUCCACAGAAGCUGCUGACAGUCUGGUGGGCCUGUCCACAAAAGAUAAUAUGGAAAGCAACACCAGUACAUCUCAAUCAGAGUAUGUGGAUGAAAAUGCUAAUCAGGCCAUUUUGGAAUGUGUGAAUGAUCCCUUUGAUAUUCCUAAUACACCUUCCCCAUCUUCUGAUCAUAACUGUUACAUGGACCUCAGUCUGUCCUCGGACUCUGACCUGGUCUUUUUCGACAGUUUUCAUGAGUGUUGUCCAAGUUUAAGUUACAAUCAUUUUAGAGUAAAUACACAUAUGGACUACAUCUCACAUCUUCAGUUUCCCGGCUGUCCCAGAUCUCCUCAAAUAGAGGACUCAGGUGUAAGUCUUCUGGAAUCUCUAGUAGGGAUUUCUUAAUGUCAGUCAGAGCUGUUCAAUAUUAAUUUGUACUGGUAUUUUGAAGACACCACAAAUGUUUCAUUUGCAGCCAGUUUAUAUGAAAUGAAUAUGAACAUAUAUUUUUUUCUGUGAAAAGGGAUAUAUUUUAUUACAAUAAUUUAAGGAUAUUCCUUAGAUACGUAUGUAUAAUUUAGGAUGUAAAUUCUUUUCAAAACCCUCAGUGUGAAGUAUCAUUUCAAGGAUACAUUUUGUUGGCCUUUUAGUGUUUGUUUAUGAGUUCAGGUCCAUAUUUAUAUAUUAAACUAAAUGCUUUCAAGAAUGACUUGUAAUAUAUAGGCUACAUUUGCUUUGGUAAUAUUUUAUUUUAUCAGUGGUAUGCCCUCCUUAUGUAUGUAUACUGCAUGUCUAUGAAUGUUUUGGCAUUUCAGAUAUUUUGACAUUUCAGUGUCAUUUUCCAUCUCAAUAAAAUGUGUUUUGCAAACCUAAUGAGAAAUGCUGAUAUACAUAAAUAA
Messenger RNA from Triplophysa rosa, 2287 nucleotides. RefSeq names its product cysteine-serine-rich nuclear protein 1a (gene csrnp1a). Gene Ontology annotation, cellular component: nucleus. Gene Ontology annotation, biological process: regulation of transcription by RNA polymerase II. The record is from RefSeq and is a predicted model, not a curated record. Gene Ontology annotation, molecular function: sequence-specific DNA binding; DNA-binding transcription factor activity, RNA polymerase II-specific. The transcript is spliced from 5 exons. Lineage: Eukaryota; Metazoa; Chordata; Actinopteri; Cypriniformes; Nemacheilidae. Bases 150 to 1793 code for a protein of 547 amino acids.